GGUUUGUGGCAGUUUGUUGUCAUCUCCAUCCAAUAGUGGACCGUGUUAUUGUGUUGGCACGUCGCUUCUGAUUCUCUCCCCUUUUUCUUUGCGCGUAUAAAUAUAUAUAUUUGAAAUAAGUCCGGUUAGCAAAACGAAACCACUUGAAACGGCCAGAAGAAGAAAGAAACCCGGCAAAGAAAAUAACUGGGCGCGACGCGUGAAGUUGACUGGCAAAAUAUAAAAGCAUGGUGGCAAGUUGGUGGCGGAUGACAAGGAAGACGGGAUAGUUGAUUUCGGCACUUUUGGGCGAGGAUGGGUGCUUGCGGAUAGCGUUUUAACGAGUCUCCCGGAGGUUCGAUGUAAAGUUGAAAGUCAAGCCGCAGGAGAAAGGGGAGUCUCCGCCCGGAGGGAGAAGAAGAGGAUGAGGAGGCAUGACGUCUCGGUCCUCACUGGCAUCUGACUCGCUAAGGCCACUGUUCUACUUUGCUGCUGUAAGGUAGGGCAGCUCCGCUCUGCCUGGGAAGCAGUGACAGACGGACGGACGGACGGACGGACGGACGGACGGAUAGACUGCCCUGUGAAGAGUUCUCCUUUUAAUGGAUGCCAGGGUGUCCUUGCUGCUCUCGUGGACAGCCCUUGUCCUGCUGACAGCGGAAUUGAAAUGGAUAGAUGCUGCAGACGUCUACACCAACACUUGGGCUGUCCAGAUCACUGGGGGACCAGCGGAGGCUGAGCGCAUUGCCACGGAACAUGGUUUCAUCAACCACGGCAAUGUUUUUGGAGAUUAUUAUCACUUCAGUCACCGCGCUGUGGAGAAGAGGUCUUUGUCUGGCCACGAGGGGAUGCACAUCAGACUAGAAAAAGAACCACAGGUCCUGUGGGCUGAGCAGCAAGUGGUGAAAAAAAGGAAGAAGAGGGAUGUCUACGAAGACCCGGCAGACCCUGAUUUUCCCAAGCAGUGGUAUCUGUCUAACCCAACACAUCAAGACCUGAAUACAAAAGCAGCCUGGGCUCAGGGCUACACGGGAAGAGGGGUGGUGGUGACUAUUCUGGAUGACGGCAUUGAGAAGGACCACCCGGACCUCAUCAGCAAUUAUGACCCUGAGGCCAGCUAUGACGUCAAUGAUGGAGACGUUGACCCCCAACCCAGAUACACCCAGCGUAACGAGAACAGGCAUGGGACUCGGUGCGCCGGAGAAGUUGCAGCCGCAGCCAACAACGGCGUGUGCGGAGUGGGCGUGGCUUAUAAUGCUAAAAUUGGAGGGGUUCGCAUGCUGGACGGCGAGGUGACAGACGUGGUGGAGGCUCACUCGCUGAGCCUCAACCCUCAGCACAUCCACAUUUACAGCGCCAGCUGGGGCCCAGAAGAUGACGGCAAGUCGCUGGACGGCCCUGCCAAGCUGGCUAAGGAGGCUUUCCUCCAGGGAAUCACCAAGGGACGCGACAGACUGGGCUCCAUCUUCGUCUGGGCCUCCGGUAACGGUGGACGGGAGCAGGACAGCUGCAACUGCGAUGGCUACACCAACAGCAUUUACACCCUGUCCAUCAGCAGCACCACGCAGUCUGGCAACGUGCCGUGGUACAGCGAGCCCUGCUCUUCCACCCUCGCUACCACCUUCAGCUCUGGAAACCCGGGGGAGAAACAGAUAGUGACCACAGACCUGAGGCAAAAAUGCACAGACUCUCACACGGGGACGUCGGCCUCGGCGCCGCUGGCUGCCGGGAUCAUUGCGCUGGCUCUGGAGGCCAACAUGAACCUGACCUGGAGGGACAUGCAGCACCUCGUGGUGAGGACGUCCCAGCCCGGACACCUCAGCGCCGGAGACUGGAAGACCAACGGAGUGGGGCGCAGGGUGAGUCAUUCGUACGGUUACGGGCUCCUGGAUGCAGGUGCUAUGGUGGAUUUGGCACAGAACUGGACAUCAGUGGGGCUGCAGCACCAGUGUGUUAACACCAUGCUGGAGGAACCAAGAGACAUAGGGAACAAGCUGGUGUUCAGCAAGAGCGUGGAUGCCUGCUGGGGACGGCCGGAGUAUGUCAGCUCUCUGGAACACGUUCAGGCUCGCCUCACUCUCUCCCACAACCAGAGAGGAAAAUUGGCCAUUCAUCUCAUCAGCCCGCUGGGCACGCGUUCCACCUUGCUGUUCCCAAGGCCCAAUGACGUCUCCUCCGAGGGCUUCAACGACUGGGCCUUUAUGACCACCCACUCAUGGGACGAGGAUCCUCAAGGAGAGUGGACUCUUGAAAUAGAAAACGUGGCGGCUAAUGGACGUGACUAUGGUGUGUUGAGUCAGUUCACCCUCACCUUGUGGGGCACCGGACCCAGCGUCAUCAACCCCUCGUCGCCCGACUUCCCCCGGCCGUCCAACAACAGCUGCAAGACGUUCGACGCCCAGCAGAUCUGCAUAGAAUGCAGCCCUGGCUUCUCCCUCUUCCUCCAGGGCUGUGUGAAAUUGUGUCCCCCGGGCUUCACCUCGGGGCCGCAGCUCCUCAACCUCUCUCUGGAGAACUGGGUGGACCUGUCCUCUGUCCAGGCCUGCCUGCCCUGUAACCCUGCCUGCCUCACCUGCUCCGGCGCCGGACCCACAGACUGCCUGUCCUGCCCGCCUCACAGCCACCUGGUCCUCACCUCCUGCCUCCACCAGAACCAGGUCCAGCGGAAGUCUCCGCUGACGGCGGGGCUCCAGCAGGCCGGAGGCGGGGGUCGGCCGGACGGGGAGAUCCCGGCGGCGGCAGACCACAACAACGGAGGGACCGCGGAGCCUCCGGGACUCAGUGUAGCCAUCGUGGCCGUCCUCAGCUGUGCCUUCAUCCUGGCUGCCUUCGUCGGGGUCUUCCUCUUGCUGCAGAUACGCUCAGGUGGCGCCUCUUUGGGGUGGAGGACCAGACUGCCCUCUGGGUAUUCGGACACGAGGGGGAUGCGGGUGGAUUUUGGCUUCGGCUUCCGCCGGGGACGGGAGAGGAAGGCACGGAUAUGCUACAAGGGGAUCCCCACUGUGUGGGCGGACGAGGACACGAUCGCCUACGAGUCUGAAUCAGACAGCGAGGAAGUGGACGGUCACAGCGAGAGGACAGCUUUUAUUAAAACACAGAGCUCCAUUUAGCUGAACCUGCAUCCGCCGUUGUGGUUUCCCGACACCGUGACAUCCCCGGUGUCGUCAGCGUUUAGACGUGAGCUGAAAAAUAAAGGAGAGGCCUUACUGUCCAUUCAGCACCACCCCUUCCAAACGCAUUCAUUCAUUUCUCUCAGUGGUAUAUUUGCAUUUGUUAACUUAUCUUAUUUGAUUAAUGUCAGAUGUAUUUAUUAUUAUUCACUCGAUUCUUUGUCACCAAUCGAAGGUGUUAUGCAACUAUUUUUGCUUAUUUUUUUUCUUUAGCCAGACAAUAACCAACAAGUCAUUAAAGAGCUGUUCCAGAAAAUUAGCAUCGUCCUUCCACUGCAAAUCAAUUGCUUAAAUCAAAGCCAAGAUAUUGGAGGUCUUAGUCCAUUGAAUCCUACAUAUCCCAUCUCAGGCGCUCACUACAAAAUACUUCUGACUCUUAAACUCCAAUCCCAACUCCAAUAGAGCGGUCUCCCAGCCGAGCUCCCCAGCCAGUCAGAUGUCAGAUGUCAUUACGGUUUAUCUUUUCAGACUCGACAAAGCUCCCUCCAGGACCGCACACAUAUCCAUAUUUUCCAGAAGAGACGUAGCUGGAUUUGAUUUGUAAAAAAAACGUGUGCAGGGCCUCUUCAAACUGUAGAAGGAGUCGUUUUUAUCAAACGCGCGUCUGAUUUGUCCAGAAUCCAAGCACCUGGCCGUGAGCGCGGGCAGACUCCUGACAAAUUGCCGGUGUUAUACUUUAUCAGAUCCCCGGCAUAUUGCGUGCCAGGGGUUGUGAAGUUGACUUGCUGUUCAUUAAUAAUAAGAAAACUUUAAAUUGAAGAUUUCUGCAGCUCACUGGGGCAGCAUAAUAAAACAUCCCGCAGGCUGUUUGAUAAGCAAGAAACUGAGAAGGAUGCUGUUUUCAAUCAAGCCACGGUGGGAAUUGCCACUGCAGCAGACGUAUCACUCACAAUAGCUCACUGACUUGGGAGUCGAGCAACGCUGUUUUCUUAUACAUAUAUAUAUAUAUAUAUAUAUAUGUAUGACAUUAAGAAACCACUUAGCCCAAAGCUUCUUGGCUGACCUUUUGCAAUAUUGUCCCUCUUAGUUGCAGCUGGUGAGAAAUAAGAUAAUUUUCUCCCCAUUCUCCCCACAGAGUGCACUGUAUAUUGAUUUCAGGGCUCCUCUCUCUGAACAUCUUCAUCAAGGUGAAGCUCUUUCCCUUUCAGCUGUGAGCACCGCUCAUAAAAAAGACAAAUCCACGCUAUGUUUUCCGUCUACAACGGCGUACAAUUACCGCCACGCGAGCCGAAUCGAACCAUUCGGGGGUGUAAAGGCCAGAAUGGUAACCGUGAUUAAAAACAAACAAACAAAAGAAAAAAAAACGAGGAGAUGUUGAAAUGCAUUUUCUAUGUUUGUUUUAUAUCCUUUUUUUAUUUGACCGAUAAUGGAUGUAAAUGUUGUGGAGAUAAGUUUCAUGCUGGAAUAAAAGAAGAAGUCGUUGGC
Molecule: messenger RNA, 4571 nt
Organism: Mugil cephalus (flathead mullet)
Lineage: Eukaryota; Metazoa; Chordata; Actinopteri; Mugiliformes; Mugilidae
Gene: furinb
Product: furin (paired basic amino acid cleaving enzyme) b
Exons: 16
Coding region: 579-3086 (835 amino acids)
Biological process (GO): peptide hormone processing
Cellular component (GO): trans-Golgi network; Golgi membrane
Molecular function (GO): serine-type endopeptidase activity
Source: RefSeq, a predicted model, not a curated record